This is a messenger RNA of Ictalurus furcatus (blue catfish), 1086 nucleotides long. It is a transcript of the gene gpr20, whose product is annotated as G protein-coupled receptor 20. The transcript has a single exon. Gene Ontology annotation, molecular function: G protein-coupled receptor activity. Gene Ontology annotation, cellular component: membrane. Lineage: Eukaryota; Metazoa; Chordata; Actinopteri; Siluriformes; Ictaluridae. The record is from RefSeq and is a predicted model, not a curated record. The coding region runs from base 1 to 1086 and encodes 361 amino acids. Gene Ontology annotation, biological process: phospholipase C-activating G protein-coupled receptor signaling pathway; positive regulation of Rho protein signal transduction.
AUGACUACAAAGAUGAACGGAACUAAGGAGUCCUUAUAUUUGAAUGUCACAUCAACAAUGACUCUUCCAAUCACCUCCAAUAUUUCUCCAUCAUACUGUGAACCCUAUCUGCACAGACUGGCCCACCUGGAUGAAGGUCUCUAUAAUGACUUCUAUAGCCUGUGGAUUGCCCUGGUGGUCAUUAACACACUGAUAUUUAUAGUGGGAAUGGCUCUCAAUAGCCUGGCCUUGUAUAUCUUCUGUUUCCGUACAAAGCCAAAGACCACAUCUGUUAUUUACACUAUUAAUCUAGCCGUCACAGAUCUUCUGGUGAAUCUGUCACUUCCUACCCGCAUCAUACUCUAUUACAGUGGAGGCAGGUGCUUGAAUUGUUCUUACAUUCAUUUAUUUAGCUACUUUGUCAACAUGUACUGCAGCAUCCUUUUCCUCACCAGCAUCUGUGUGGACCGGUAUCUUGCUAUCGUACAGGUGGAAGCCUCCCCCAAGUGGCGAAACCGCAAUGUGGCUAAAGUAGUUUGUAUCUGCAUCUGGCUAUUUGCCAUCGUCGUCACUUACUCUUUCCUCACGACAGCCUUCAAACACUCAGCCUGCUGCGUGUCCAAGCUCUUUGCGCUGACCGUAUUCGAGUUCUUCCUGCCCUUGGUGAUCAUUGUGGUCUUUACAGUCAGGAUUAUGUGUGCACUGUCCAGCCCAGGACUCAUGCAACAAAGCAGGGACAGACGAAUGAAGGCUGUGCAGCUACUCACUACAGUACUGGUGAUCUUCACCAUCUGCUUCACACCUUUUCAUGUCUGCCAAGUCCUAGUCUACUUCCACCCUGAUCUGCCCCACCAUGUGAUUCUCUACCAUGUGACCGUCACACUCAGCAGCCUUAACAGCUGCCUGGAUCCUGUCGUCUACUGCUUUGUCACCACCAACUUCCAGUCUACCAUGAAGAAGUUCUUACUGAAGGCCAAGGAAGAGCAAACCAGUGGUGACAUCAUUAGCAUGCACAAAAGCUCCAGAGGCUCAGGCACUGUUUUUGCUAUCACUAACAGCAUGAUAAUGAUUAAUAUGAAUUCUCCUAAAACAGGAGGUUACGAAUGA